Molecule: messenger RNA, 3402 nt
Organism: Kluyveromyces lactis
Lineage: Eukaryota; Fungi; Ascomycota; Saccharomycetes; Saccharomycetales; Saccharomycetaceae
Gene: MTC5
Product: Mtc5p
Exons: 1
Coding region: 1-3402 (1133 amino acids)
Molecular function (GO): protein binding
Source: RefSeq, a predicted model, not a curated record
AUGUCUGAAUACGUAGGGGAAGGUCCUUACUCAUCACCAACCUUCGGGAAAUCACUUUCUCUUCGGGUUGAUGGUGGAUUUAAUGCUGUUUCUAUCAAUCCAUCUGGUAGAGAUGUCGUAUUAGCCAGUCGAAAGGGCCUUUAUGUGGUAGACUUGGAUGAUCCUUUCUCAGAGCCUCGAUGGUUACACCAUCUCACGUCUUGGGAGGUUGCUGACGUGCAGUGGUGCCCGCAUCCGGCCAAGCAUCACUGGGUUAUAUCUACGUCGAAUCAAAAAGCAAUUGUAUGGAAUCUAUCUAGAAGCUCUUCUAAAGCAGUGGAGCAUGUAUUACAUGGCCAUUUCAGAGCCAUUACAGAUAUAAAUUUCCACCCGUUGCAACCAGAAAUCCUAGCUACUAGUUCAAUUGAUACUUACGCCCUGGCUUGGGAUAUGAGAAGCCCCAAGAAGCCUUAUUUUAGAACCAGUAACUGGAGAUCUGGUGCUGCACAAGUCAAAUGGAAUCACAAAAAUUCCAAUGUAUUAGCAACCUCGCACUCGAAUAUCGUGUAUGUUUGGGAUGUAAGAAAGGGUACAUCUCCGUUAUCUGUAUUAGAAGGUCAUAGCGGAAGCGUUAAUAGCAUCGACUUCAAUCCAUUCAACGAAACCGAAAUCAUGUCAAGUGGGAAUGACGGAACGGUAAAGUUCUGGGAUUAUAAUAAAGUUGAAGAUGAACUACAGAUGACAAUUACCACAGAGUUUCCUGUGUGGAGAGGACGAUAUCUCCCGUUUGGGGACGGAUAUUGCAUCAUGCCGAUGAUAGGAGGAAAUAAUUCUGUAUAUUUGGCGAACUCUUUUCAUGACUCAGGCAAUUCUGAGUCAAGGACUACCAAACUACAGCCAACGUACGUUUUCAAGGGGCAUACAGAUAGAGUCACGGACUUCUUAUGGAGAUCGAGGCACAGUCAAAAUACCAUCAUUGAUGACAGAGAAUUCCAAUUGGUUACUUGGUCCAAAGAUUGCGAUUUAAGACUAUGGCCAGUACCCGAUAUGGUUUACGACAAAGUUCACUACGAAUGUGGCAAAGAGCUGCCGGAGAAGCUACCAGAUUAUGAUUACGACACUUUUAGAUCAGAACCUGAAAAUAAUAUAGUAGAUCCCCGGUACACAAAUAUAGAAAUUCCGAAGGAAACCUUUGUUACAAAAUCCGGACUACGCCAAUGGAAAGCUGACAACAAUAUAGAUCAACUACAAUGGAUUUCGGGUGUGAGAAUGCAUAACGAAGAUUCACCGCAUGAUCUAUUUGAAGAGGUGAGUUUAAACAAUCUUGGAGAAGAAGUCACUUCCGUUGGGCACAAGUUCCCUAGAAUUGUUUUUGAAAAAAUUUCGGUUUCGACAGGAGAGUUAAUUAUUACUUUAAAUGGUCCAUGGGUGGAAGAAGAUCCAGAAAAAUACAUUUUCAUGCGUAUUAUUAUUAACUUCCCGCCAAACUACCCCAUGAAAGGAAAUGAACCUGCGUUCAAGAUUGAAGAGAACAGGGAAUUAAAAGAACAUCAAAAAACUCAGAUAAUGGAACGACUAAGAGAAAUCAGCAAAAAAUAUGUCGAUGCAAAUCGAUAUUGCCUUGAGCCGUGUUUACAGUACCUACUUGGAGAAGAAGUUAACUUGGAUAUUUCCGACAUGGAGGACGACAAUAAAAUUUUCAGCUUUGAUUUCGAAGAUGUAACUUCUUUAGAUAGAUCAUCUUUGGGUUCAUCUGAUGAUCAUAGCGAUGCUCCUACAGAGAUUUCUUCUGUAUCAGAUGUUGAAUUCGCUGUCGGGGAUGGUUCUUUGCAAUUGUAUUCUAGUACACCAGAACCAAAAUUUGAUAGCACACCUGUCCCCAACGGUUGUGGAGCAGUUUGGACCGCUCAAGGAACCCUUGUUUGCUUCUUUAGAGCUGAGAAUAAAACUGAAAAAAAGCAACACGCCAUAAUCAAUGUUGGUAGAACUGGUAUUGGAGGUUUUGUGAGAUCAAAAAAUGUCCAGAGUGCGUCACAAACUUUGAAGGAUAACGUAUCGGGAAAACAAAGAAAGCCAAAAACUUAUAGAGAAGCGCUAUCCAUAAACUCACAACAUGCCAGUGAAUCACUAAAUCAAUCAUCAGAUUCGGAUUCAGAUGAUAGUGAUGAUAGCUAUGCUGAGUUCUUGGAUGAUAUAUUGAAAAAUGAUCUCACACUAAGGACUAGGAUGCCAAUGAUGCCACGCAUAUUCCGUGAUGAGACGAAAUCUACUACGAGUGUAUCCGGAAAAACCACCGAUUCAAAUAAAAAAAGCAAGUCAUCUAUAGUCGUUCAAGAUUUUAAAAGUUUGAUUCCCGACAAAAAAGAGCUAGCUGAACAGUAUAUUUUAUUUCGGGAAACUCCUGAAUUUGUUGCGAAGUACAAUGCAGGCAUUGCGGAAAGUUACGGCUAUGAAGAUAUCGCGCAAUGCUGGAGAAUGAUUUCUAAUGUUUUAAUAGGAAGAGGAGAUAACGAUUUCUACAAUUAUGAUUGGGACCAGCAUUCAUUGGGUGGUAAACUUUUAGUGAAAAGACUAUUCGAGUAUUUUGAGAAGUGCCAAAAUCUUCAAAUGCUUGCAAUGAUGAGCUGCAUCUUUGCUACGCUUGGAAGGCCAGAUCAGAAAACAAAUUAUAAACUAGUUCCGCCUACUUUAUCAGAAAACAUCAUUACAUUUUAUAACAAUGAAUACGAGCCAUCGCCACAUGUUCAUUCCACUCACGGAUCGUUCUACUCUAAUGACACAGGUACACAAAAUGCGAGAAUGAGAUAUGGCACCAAUCAAGCCUCAUUGAACGAUGGCUCUUCUAUCAUAUCUGAUGAUUAUUUCCAUCAAAAUCAUCAUGCUAACGGAAACAAGAACGGGAAAUCCCAUAAUAAUAUGAACAAUGGGUAUGUAGAAACUGAAGCGACAAUUCCCGAUAUCAAGAUCAAACUAAUUCAUGACGAUGUUUUGGAUCUUGCCUACCAAGGUCUGGAACCUUCGUUGGUAGAUCCGAAAUGUGAAACCAAGUUCAGACAAUAUAGAACGCAAUAUGCAGAGAUACUUUAUAUAUGGGGGUUGCCUAUGGAUAGGGCCGAGUUGUUGAAGUUUAAUGUAAAUUUAAACACAGAACCUGAAUACUUGCAUGGGAUCGAACAAGAUUCGGGAUUGGAUAUUUACAAAGGUGUAUCGAAUAGGUGGAUUGAAUCUAACCACGGACACACUCAACAAAACUGUAGCUACUGUGGCCUCAAAGCCGGUAGAUUGGUGUUCGUAUGCGGUAAUUGUCAGCACGUGACUCACAGGACUUGCGCAGAAAAAUGGUGGAAAAUUGGCGAUGAGUGCCCCUCUGGGUGUAGUUGCGACUGUAUAAAGAACUUCGAUGUCAGCGAACCACUUAUAUAA